GACUCACGCACGCAUGUAAAUAAAUACGUGCCGCAUGCGUGCCAAUCGCGGUUUGUUGACGAGAGUUAAUUUCGUUCCGGAGAGGCAUUGUUUUCUUUUGGCAUUGUUACAAGUACACGCGUACGUAAUACGAGCUCGUUGAACGCGGCACACAACAAACUCGGAGUCACAGUCACAACACGAUCGUUGGACGAUGGUGAUGUACGACGACGCUGAAGAAGAAUCCAAGGAGAUAACGGACAUGAAUAUCCCGAAGAGCGAUGGCCUCCUGUCGGUGGUCUUGCCUUCCGAAAUUCCGUCUUCGGCCAGCUCGCAACAGCUCUUUAUAAAUCAAGACCAACAGGACGAGGAAGCUUCGGACUGUCCACUCUUGACGCCGAGUCCACCUCCGGCCGUGCAGAUAAAUAAUUCUCUCGAAUCGGCGCCUAUAUACAGGCCUCUCGAAGGAGCACCUCUGGAAAUGAUAACGACGCCAACGCUCGAAAAUAUUAACGAGGAGGACGGGCUUAACGCGUUCAUGAAUCUCGUGAACAGUUCGUCGAAACCUCUUCACGAUGAACCGAGUUCGCGCGAUCCGAUGGUGGAAUCGAGCACGAGCGGUAGCAGCAGUGACACGAACGAACCGGUUUGCGCUCAAUUACUUACACAGCUGAAUACCGCUUAUCAACAUUUAGCACCAGACGCUCAAGCUCUAUUUUACAAUCAGGAGAACGGUGGGAAGCCACCGCUCGUUGGAAUACAGCUGGUCGUGCCCAAGUCUCCGAAAGAUUAUCGAUUCAUGAAAUGGAACUGGCCGCUGAUAAGAAAAACUUGCUUUUGGUCGUUGAUGUCGGUCCUGGCUGGGUGCACUGCUCUCGUCAUAGGCGUCCUCGCGACCAUGCCUAAAAAAUGCGAUCCUCCCGUAGAAUGGUGGCAAGGAAACGUCUUCUACGAGAUCUUUCCAGCCUCCUUUCAAGAUUCAUCGAAGGGGGGCGACGGUAUCGGGGAUUUGCGUGGUAUCACGAUGCGAUUGGAUUACCUAAAGAGACUCGGCGUUCGUGGAAUUCGUCUCAACUCGAUCUUCCCGGCACCGCACUAUCCGGAAUAUUAUUCGGACAUCAGCAACAUGACGGAUAUAAACGUGAAUCUCGGUACGUUGAAGGACUUUGAAAAACUCCUAGAUGAGGUACAUCGUAGAAACAUGAGCCUUAUCCUCGAUCUACCGCUUUAUCCGUACGCGAAGACGCUUCGAGGCGAGGAAGGACAAGCCACGAACAAGACGAACGAAGGGAUCCGCGAAAGAAGAGGCCUGAUCGAGGAUUCGAUGCUCGAGGAUAUGGUUACGACGACGCCUUCCACGUCGAUUAAAAACGUUCGAAAUACUUUCUCGACGGUUAGCGGUAGUCCAGCACCGUUCGAGGAGCCAAGAGCUCUACCGGUCGUCUCGACGGAUUCGAUCGGCAACGAACGUUCGAUCGGUUCGGCCAUCAAAACGUGGAUCGACAGAGGGGUCGAUGGAUUUUAUUUGAGGGGUCUCGAACGUUACGUACACGAAAGUCCUUUUCCCAAUAUCUUAAGGCAUUGGAAGUCGCUGCUCGGCCCUCGAAAGAUUCUCAUUUGUCACGUAGACGCGCUUAACGCUGCGAUGCAUUUCGAGCCAUCCAGAAACGCGAUUCUUACGAGAAUAGAUCUGAUCGACGUCACUUUGCGCGUAUCCAAUGGAACCGAGGAUAUAAAGGCUCAAGUAGAAGCCGUAACGAAGGGUAUACUUUUCGAGAAAGCGUCCUAUCCGUGGGUUCACUGGUCCGUCGGUGGCGUCGAUUCGAGAAGAGUCGCUUCCAGCAUCGACGUCAAGAACGCUUCGAUGGCUGUCUCUCUUUUGGCUUUGAUGCUUCCUGGAACGCCCAGUAUAUUUUACGGAGACGAGAUAGGUAUAAUGGAUUGCGAGUGCGAGGAUCAUCAGGAUCUGGCACAUUUGCAUAAUCUCGCACCGAUGUACUGGGAAAAGAAAGACGGAUUGGACGACAAGUUUGCGUCGGUCGGUGUCACUGCCUGGUUGCCGGAGGCAUCGAAACCAUUGGAAACAAGUCUGAUCGGCACGAUCGCCGAGAUGGCUAAAUUGAGGUCUGACACUCCGACGAUUUACGUUAAAGCUAUUUCCAAGGAUAGCGAUGUCAUGGCUAACUGUGAUAUUAGGUACACGAAGGAUGAGAUAAUCGUGAUAGAACGAUGGUAUCCUCGGAGAAACUCGUACGUCUUCGUCGCUAAUCUCGGCAAUGGGUCCAAACUGAAGGACUUGUCGUCCCUUUAUUACGGUGGCCACGUCGUCGUCGGACCAGCCAACAGAUUGAAUCAAGACGUUUUCUUCAAGGAACUGAAUGUUCCACCCGGCGAGGCUUUCGUCAUCAAAUUGGACAAGUGAGAAAGUCGAAGAAAAAAAAAAAAAAGAAAUUCAUGAAAUCAACAUUCGCGUCUGAGCCAUAUUUUUUCGUUGGCACGUCGAGUGCCAAAUGUGAUAUAUCUAUUCUACGGUGGGAGUUUCACGCUCCUUUUGGGUGCAAGGUGCGCACCUCAAUAGUUCAAGUUCCUCUUUAUGAUCGUAGAUAGAAAUCGUUUUCUUACGAGUCGACAAAUUUUUUCUUUAAUCAUUUCUUUGAUCAAUCGGUCGCGGCAACUGGCAACCAGUUGACUACACGAACAUAUCGUUUUAUCGAAAUUAAUUUCCAAACGAGAAAAACGGCUAAAAAGUUUCGCAAGGUUCUACGAUAUGGUUCUGCGACAUGGUUUUGCGACAUUCUUCUGCGGCACGGUUCUGCGAUAUGGCUUUACGAAUAGCAAACGCUGUUCUCUCUUAAUCGGAACGAAGAAAACCAUUUAACAUUUAUACGUAUUGUAUUCGAGUUAAUCGUCACACAUGUAGAAUCGUUAUUCACAUUCCGAAAGAACGAUGACACUUCGAUUUCGUAAACCGGGUUUAUCACUUUGUACAAGUCUCUAUGUGUUCACUAUUUUUAACAGUUUGACCUGUGGAACUUUUGCUUCAACGACACGACGAACGUCCUCUUUUUUUUUUUUUUUAUUACUCUUCCUUCCGAUUGAGCCUCCAUAGAACGUUCUUUACUUGGAAUUUUAACGAUUCGUAACUACUUAUCGAAACGUUUCUACGUCGUAUUUUUAAGUAAUACAGAUAUACAAAGAUAUUUUCAUGAGAACAUUUUUACCGGGAGAAAACAAACGGUAAUAUCUUGUUAAUACGUACCCGCGUCUAGUGGGAUUUUGAUCAGGCGUUAAAAAAUUUCUUUUCUUCGAUCGUAUACUUUACUUCGAUAGUAAUUGAAAUAUAUAUUCUCGAUCGAUUGGAAUUAAACCAACUUGCAUUCGAAUUAUAUAUUUUCUAUAUAAUAUGUCA
Molecule: messenger RNA, 3388 nt
Organism: Vespula pensylvanica (western yellowjacket)
Lineage: Eukaryota; Metazoa; Arthropoda; Insecta; Hymenoptera; Vespidae
Product: maltase A2-like
Exons: 8
Coding region: 194-2401 (735 amino acids)
Biological process (GO): carbohydrate metabolic process
Source: RefSeq, a predicted model, not a curated record